Molecule: messenger RNA, 648 nt
Organism: Trifolium pratense (red clover)
Lineage: Eukaryota; Viridiplantae; Streptophyta; Magnoliopsida; Fabales; Fabaceae
Exons: 4
Coding region: 1-648 (215 amino acids)
Source: RefSeq, a predicted model, not a curated record
AUGGCAAGGAAAUCCGUGAGACAAGUUUCUUAUCAAGAUGUUGAGUGGGUGCAGAAUCUCGUAGAACGAUGCAUACAACUGUAUAUGACCCCAAAAGAAGUAGUGACCACACUACAAAAUCAAGCAAAUAUAGAACCUGAAUUCACCAAAUCAGUUUUGCAAAGGCUUGAAGAACAAAAUCCCGAGUUCUUCAAAGCUUAUUAUACAAGAUUGGCAUUGAAGCAGCAAAUAGAAGAAUUCAACAAAUUGCUGGAAAAACAAAAGCAAUUAAUGGACUUAGAACAACAAACUAAAGUUGCAUCACUACCUACCUCUAAUGGAUUUCAAUAUCAUGUUGCUUCAUCACUACCUACCUCUAGUGAAUUUCACAUGUUCGCGGCUAACGAAAACAUCAACGAGGCUGUCCCAAAUUUCUGCGUUGCUUCUGCUACGCCAAUCACCGGCACAAAUUUAGAAUCUAACUCACAUUUGGCAAAUGAAGCAGCUCUUGAUCUUCCAAACACUUCUAAUGGAUCAUUUCCAAGAAACUUUAGCCUUCCAAAUAUUUCUGAUCUUGAUUAUCUGUUUGAUGUACAAGACAACUAUCCUGAGGCACAACCCUUCCUAGAUUGUACCAUUGAUGAUUUUGAUAUUGGUAGCUUUCCCUAA